Molecule: messenger RNA, 1471 nt
Organism: Budorcas taxicolor (takin)
Lineage: Eukaryota; Metazoa; Chordata; Mammalia; Artiodactyla; Bovidae
Gene: PDLIM2
Product: PDZ and LIM domain 2
Exons: 10
Coding region: 76-1152 (358 amino acids)
Biological process (GO): muscle structure development; actin cytoskeleton organization; heart development
Cellular component (GO): stress fiber; Z disc; filamentous actin
Molecular function (GO): actin binding; muscle alpha-actinin binding
Source: RefSeq, a predicted model, not a curated record
GGGAGCGGCGGCUUCUCCUCGCCUCCCUCCUUCCCUUCCCUUCGCUCUCCGGCCUUGCCGCCCAGCCCGACAGGUAUGGCACUGACAGUGGAUGUGGUGGGGCCAGCGCCCUGGGGCUUCCGAAUCUCUGGGGGCAGGGACUUCCACACACCUAUCAUGGUGACCAAGGUAACUGAGCGGGGCAAGGCCGAGGCUGCUGACCUCCGGCCUGGUGACAUUAUUGUGUCCAUCAACGGUGAGAGUGCAAAGGACAUGCUUCACGCCGAGGCCCAGAGCAAGAUUCGCCAGAGCCCCUCACCCCUGAGGCUGCAGCUGGACCGGCCCCAGGCUGCCUCUCCCGGGCAGGCCAACGGGGAAAGCUCCCUGGAAGUGCUGGCCACUCGCUUCCAGCCCUGCUCUUCCAGGCCCCUCUCUCCACAGAGCUCCAGGAGGACACACACUGACAGCCAGGCCUCCCUCAGCCCCCGGCCAUGCAGCCCCUUCUUCACCCUGCCCCUGACCAGCCCCCAGGCUCCCACUGGAGAGGUGGUGACCAGCCACAGUUUCCAGAGCCUAGCAUACUCCCUGGAACCUGCUUCUGCUGACCACUUGGACUAUGCGGGCUGCCCUGGAAGCCGACAGGCCAGCCUCAGCCCUGCUGGCGACCCAGCGGUGCUGGUACUGCCGCCACCGCCCUCCCCGGGUCCCUGUUCCUCCAGCCCCAGGCUCAGUGUAGCCUCAGAAGGCGAAAGCCACCUCCUGAGAGAGGACUCAGAAGUCUUCAAAAUGCUGCAAGAAAACCGUGAGGCACGAAUGGCCCCCCGGCAGUCCAGCUCCUUCCGGCUCCUGCAGGAAGCCCUAGAAGCUGAGGAGAGAGGUGGAACACCUGCCUACCUGCCCAGCUCGCUGAGUCUGCAGUCCUCCCUGCCCACCUCCAGGGCUCUGGCCAGCCCACCCAAGCUCCACACGUGUGAGAAGUGCAACACCAGCAUCGCGAACCAGGCCGUCCGCAUCCAGGAGGGGCGGUACCGCCACCCUGGCUGCUACACCUGUGCUGACUGCGGGCUGAACCUGAAGAUGCGAGGGCACUUCUGGGUGGGGGACGAGCUGUACUGCGAGAAGCAUGCCCGCCAGCGCUACUCUGCAGCCCCCACCCUCAAUUCCCAGGCCUGAGCUCUCAGCCCACCCUCCACUCUGCGGGCACCUCCACGCCAGACCUGUGCCAAUAGCACACUGGCCUGGAAAGGUGAUGGGGAGCGACGUGAAGCCAGAGGCUGGGACCUGCCUGUGCUGCCGGUGAGGGCAGCCCACCUCCCCAGGCCUCUGCUGGAUACUAUUGCAUCCUCCUGAAGGACAGGCUUUGCAUUAAAACCCAAAGUGGGUGCUGCACUGGACAUCUUUGUGCACCAGGGAUUAAGCAGGUUGGGACAUGGAUAUAAGUGUCUAGAAGGAGAGGGGUGGGCCAGAGGCUACAGGUAUUCACUGUGUAAAG